AUGGCAGGACGAGUCACCUUCUGGCCUCUGGCUCGGGUCGGUUGGCCCGAGCACUGCCAAGCCUCAUCAUCAACCACCAAACAUAUCGCAAUGGCCUCGGUAUUCCUACGAUCCCACCCCAGAUGGAGCUUGCAUUCGGUCCCUCUAGGUGCCUCAAAUCGCUUGGUGAUCGUUGGCCAACUCCGUUUUUCUUCCAAGUCUAGCCUCGCAGACGAGGCCACGGUAAAACAGCCGAAACCAUCAUCAAAGCUGAGUAGCACCCCCAAGGCUAAAAAUAAGCCAGCAACCAAAACACGACCCCAGAAACUAGUCCCCCCCAAGAGAGCAAUGAACGUCAUGCAAUUAGUCACACAAGAUGUGAUGGCCGAACUCAAACAACAAAAUGGCAAAUUAACUAAGGAAGAUGCCAAACAGUGUUUCACGAUAGCUGCUGAAAAAUACAGAUCGUUGAGCGACGCUGAUAAGAAGAAUUAUCUCGCUGAGUUAGACCGACGACGCGAGAUCUAUGAAAUUGAAAUGCGUGACUUCCUCGACUCUUUGACGCCCAAUGAUUACAUCAACCAGAACGAGUACAUACGUCGGCGGAAGGCCCAGGGACGCUCGACGGGCAGAAAAGGUAUCCCGAAGUUGGACCCCAACGCGCCUAAACGGCCAUUGAAUGGGUUCAUGAUCUUCUGUGGAGAGUUGCGAGCGAAUCCGUCGAAGUUUCCGGACCUUUCUGAGCAGAUUCGCUCAUCGGAAAAGGAUUCGAAUUCCAGCGCCGUCGAAGGAUCGAGAAUCUUGGCAAAUUACUGGAAAUCUAUGCCAGACGAGGUUAAACAAGAAUAUGUCAUCGAAGGGCAGAGAAGGAGCGAUCUGUACAAGCAAGAAAAAGCGCAGUACGAUGCACAGCUCAAAUCGACCUCCCAGUAGAUUCGAUUGUCCAUCGAUCUGCAUCUUUGUCGAAGGAGUAGCCCCGGUGUUAGAGGAAUCAAAUUGCACUUUGUCAAAGCAUCAGAUCUGGUGAUUGGAAUCUCAGCUACCUACAUGAGCUUACUUGAACCGCCGAUCUGCAGACCUAUCGUUCUUGCCAGAAGAUUCAGCCGAAGGUAGAGUUGAUGUUUGUUCUUCAAAUUGAAAGGGGCUAUUCUCAACCAUAUCGGAAGUUUUCUGGCUUGUUAUCUAGUGGUAGUCAUCGCCGCAAAAUUUAUAAAUGUCAUAUACCCAUAGCAUAACCAUAUCUGCUACCAGUUUGUAUUUGUUACGUGUCUUGAAAAAAUCAAGACAAACCUCAUUCAAAUUGCACACUCUUGAUUACAUAGAGACAAAGGGAA
This is a messenger RNA of Puccinia graminis f. sp. tritici CRL 75-36-700-3, 1313 nucleotides long. RefSeq lists its product as uncharacterized. Lineage: Eukaryota; Fungi; Basidiomycota; Pucciniomycetes; Pucciniales; Pucciniaceae. Bases 1 to 912 code for a protein of 303 amino acids. The record is from RefSeq and is a predicted model, not a curated record. The transcript is spliced from 6 exons.